Messenger RNA from Lachancea mirantina, 429 nucleotides. Lineage: Eukaryota; Fungi; Ascomycota; Saccharomycetes; Saccharomycetales; Saccharomycetaceae. The record is from the annotation of a GenBank genome assembly.
AUGCCGACAAAUUCUCCAGCUUUUGUCUCCAUCAUCAAACAUGAUGGUCGAGCUCUUCUCGUACACUCUUUGCAAGCUCAAGGAACGGAAAGCAACGAAGUUUUGAAGUUUAAUGCCUUUUCCAACAUGGCACUUGAUCAUUUUGAAAGUGAUUUAUACAAUUGGACUAGUUUAAGCAAUGACUACCCUGAUAUCAAGCCGUUAUUUAGGUUGGAAGAUAUCAAUGUAUUUGGUCGUUUGAUUAAGCAAACGGGCCUCAAGAUUAUUGUAGGUUUCCGCUUAGAAGAUGGGGUUUCUGACGAGGAAGUGGCUAAUGUGUUCCGCGAAGUGUCAACGACGUAUGUUAGAAGUAAAUGCAAUCCCUUUGUCUUCAGUGAGUCGGAUUUGGUGGAACAGUUGAAAAAGGCCUUCACAGCAAGACUUACGUGA